AUGUUGAGGCCGUCCUCCGUUCGUCUACAACGCACAAGUAGUGAAACGAAAAACGGUGAAACUACAAACAUUAACAAUUCUAAUGACAUUGCAAGGAAGAGACAGCUUGAAAAGGACGAACGAAUAAGGAAGAAAGUUGAACAUGAUCUUACUAGAACGAAUAAACUUUAUGGUAAAAGGACUCUUGAUAAAAUACCAAAGACAGCAGGUUCAGUUGGGAGCUUGAGACCUUCUACCGCGAUAACUUUAUUAGCUACAGCAGUACUCAUUGUAGAUGAAUCAGAGAAUUUGAUAGGAAUUGUUACAGAUAAAGACUUGGCAUUCAGGGUGUGCGCUGAAGGUCUCAAUCCUAAUGCAACAUCCCUCGCAGAUAUAAUGACUAGGGAUCCUGAUUGUGUUACAACAUCUUCUACUGCUCAUGAAGCUUUAAAUCGCAUGGUUUCAGGUGGAUACCGACAUUUGCCACUUCUUGAUGACUCAGGUGAAAUCAUAGGACUUCUUGAUAUUACCGAAUGUUUAUUUCAUGCUCUCGCAAGACUUGAAAAAGCUCACGCAUCAACAAAACAGCUAUUUGCUGUUUUAGAAGAUGUUACAGAUAUAAACUCUUUAAAUAAAGCUGAUUUUUCAACCAUGGCUGCGCUCAUAAAACAACAUUUAUGUUUUCCUCGAUUGAACUCUGUUAUUGAUUCAUCAAAGUCUCCUCCUGAAGUUUCGAUUAGGACGAAUGUACGAGAUGCUGCUCGAAUAAUGAAGGAAUGUCAUCAGACUGCGGUCUUAGUUGUCGAUGAUAGUAGUCAUAAAACUGUGGGUAUUUUUACAACAAAAGACAUAGUAACUAGAAUCUAUGGUCAAAGUGUUGAACCAACAAAUACUUCAACCGUAAGGGUAAUGACUCCUUGCCCGGAUAUGGUAACAACUGAUACCACAAUCCUGCAAGCCCUGCGUCAAAUGCAAGAUGAACAUUAUCAACAUUUACCCGUAAUCAAUGGCAAAAAGAUCAUUGUUGGGUUGGUUGAUAUUUUAAAACUCACUUAUUCAACAUUGAAUACUUUGAGAACAUUAAAUGGUGAACAAGUGGAAGACGGCCCUGUCUGGAAUAAAUUUUGGAAUACUUUAACACCUGAAGAUCCUAAAUCUGAGGGUUCGUCAGAUCCUCCUAUAAACGAUACUUUACUAUCAAAUUCUGUAGAUCUUCCUGUAAUAAGGCAAAGACCUAAUUCUACUAUUCUGACUCCUCCUUCAACGGAAAGUGUUUAUUCACGGAGAGAUUCCCGUAUUUUCAACAAAUUAGAUGAUGGUCAUUUUAUAUACAAGUGUAAAUACGAAGGAUCUGACCAAUCUCAUAGAUUCACUUCUGAUACUCAAAACUUCUCUGAAUUAUGCAAAUUAGUUCGAUCAAAGAUGCACAUUUCCGAAAAAAUUGAUAUAUCUAUUAGCUAUAUCGAUGAAGAAAAUGAUAAAAUUAUGUUAACUUCAGAUGAAGAUAUGAUCAUCGCUAUGGAUGUUGCAAAAUGUCAAAAAUCUCCAUUGAUUCGAUUAUGUGUUGAAACAAAGUCUAAUUCGUUAAAUAAAGUUCAUCGUACCAUUAAAAAUGAUGAUGACAUACCCUCCGCUCGGAUAUCUACUCAACCAACACAGUUUCCUAUUUCAGAAAGCGCUGCAGCUGUGACGAUCGGAGGUUUCCUUUCCAUUGGAGUUGCUAUCGGUGUAGGUGUAAUGUGGGUUGCUAAAUCAAAAUGA
Messenger RNA from Scutellospora calospora, 1740 nucleotides. The record is from the annotation of a GenBank genome assembly. Lineage: Eukaryota; Fungi; Glomeromycota; Glomeromycetes; Diversisporales; Gigasporaceae.